UCGCCUGACAGACGGAGGCAGUCCUCCUCUCUAUCUGUCUGCCUCUCCGUUUGUCCAUCGUCACGUUGAGGUGAAAAUAAAGCUCGGUAAUGGAGACUGCUGUGAACCGAGGCUCUUGCUUUUCUCCUCGUCGGAGAUACACAAACUCACUGGACAAAUAAGGCGUCAAAUGACAAGCACCGGUUUUCAACGCUUGUCUUCUUCUUCUUCUUCUUCUUCUUCUUCUUCUUCUUCUUUUUUCUUCUUCUUCUUCUUCUUCUUCUUCUUCUUCUUCUUCUUCUUCAUCAACGCUUCUUCAAAAACAGAUGCUCUGCUCGGGAAGUUACGGACAAAACACGGAUAAAUCUGCCAAGUCGUCUUCUUCAAUUUCCAAAAGGCGCUCUCAUCCGAAGGAUUUCUUCUUCUCUGAGCCUGCUCUUCUCUGACCUCAACAAGAGACUCUUCACCCUGUCCUACAAGUACCUAUCGUUCCAUCUGACAGUGAGGAACCUGUAGUUCUACCUUCUACUGAAACCUCCUCCUACUCAGAUCGAGGCUUCUGAGAAAUGAGCUACAAAUGAAUCACCUUCACGGUCAUCAGUCAUCUCUACUUGGCCUGGGGGUCUUCUAGAAGGUCAAACCUCCUUGCCACCAUGAAAGGGUUGGGGACCAACCGCAACAGACACCUGUCUGACUCCUGUGAACCUUCCUCAGGCCAUCCAGAGGCCCUCUACUCUCAGAAGACCAGCACCCUCCCACGCAGCCCUUACCUGUUGAGCCCCACAAUGGACCACUAUGGCACCAUGGACCCCCACCUCUAUCCUUCAGCCAACCCAGGCUCCCUUCCACCAGACUGCAUGCUGCCCCUCAACAACCAGCUGUCCAACAGCAGCACCUUCCCUAGGAUUCACUACAACUCCUACGAUCAGUCUGACUUCUCCCCACCUGGAGACAGCAUCGGGGGGAUAAGUACAGGGACCAUGGGCACGUCCAUGUCUAUGGGCAUGGGAACAGGUAUGGGCAUGGGCAUGGGCAUGGGCAUGGCAGGGCUGAGUGGACGAACACCUAUGAUUACGAGCGGUUCAGCAACUAUAUCACAUCAUAUGACCAAGAAUCAGGCACCAUCCAGUCUGCUGGAGUUCGAUAAGCAGCUACCUGGAGGCCAUGAUGGAUUCAGCACAUUGCAGUUUCAUCGAACGUCUGCUGUUGCUGCCGACAAGCAGCGCACAGACAGUCCUGGUCGUAUCCGUUACAUGCUGCACUCAGUACAGAAGCUCUUUGCAAAGUCCCAGUCACUGGAGAGCCACAACAUGAAAGGAAAUGUCAAUGGACGCUCCACUGGCAGUGGUGGAGGCUCAUCUGGCACUGAAGACGGAGGGAAGCAGAAUCGCAGAGCUAAAAGUAAAGAUCGGGGUACAAAAGCAGAGGCAACAGCCAAGAGACGACCACGCUCCAACAUGUCAGGUUAUUGGAGUUCAGACGAUUUGGACAGCAGUGAUUUGAGCAGCUACCAUAACACCAUGGCCAUGAUGACUCUGGGACGUCCAACUGGCCAUGACAGCCAGGGGGGCCAGACCAGAUACAUCCACAGUGGCUACAACACUAUCAGCUCCUCCAAAAGCAGCAAUGACAUGAAGUAUCAGACACAUACUGGGCCUGGGGGUGGAGGAGGUGAUAGACUAGGUGGAGCAGGAAGAAUGGUAAUAAAUGAUAAUGACUAUAUGAAAGGAGGGUCCUGGUCCACAAUGACCAUGGGCCAGCCGAGACAGGUGAUCCAGAAGGGCUCAGCUACUCUGGACAGGUCCCUGCUCAAGUCCAAAUCCUGCCAACCUGAACUAACCUGCAACUACCUACAGGUUGGACGAAGGGGUGAUUGGAGUAGCACAUUAGGCCGCAGCGGGGGUGCCAAUGAAAUCCCAUGUCGGCGGAUGCGAAGUGGUAGCUAUGUGAAGGCCAUGGGCGACAUGGAGGACAGCGACGACUCAGAGGGAAGCCCCAAACCCUCGCCAAAAACCACCGCUCGUCGCCAGAGCUACCUCAGGGCUACGCAGCAGUCUCUGAGCGACCAGCUACCCCAACGCAACAGAACCCUGGAUUACACCUUGUUGCAAGGGGAGCUGGAUGCCCUGUGGUCUCCACUCCACAGUGUGUCCUCUCUGCACCAGCUGGGCAGGUCAAUGAGCAGCUGUCUUCCGUCUCUCAGAGAGCUCUCCAAUAAUCGCAGCCUGGACAACCUGGACUGUAUUGGGGGUACAAUCUCAUCUUUGCCACGCUGGGAUGAUGAUGACUUCAGCCAGGCCUGCAGCACCUUGGGCAGACGUAGCUGCUUGGGACAGCUACGGGACCUGGAAAUGAGUCAUCAUUAUGAGGACCGCAGCUCCGAGUCCACAUUCAGAGAUUCCCGUUCCCACUCUCAGGACAACCCAGAGCCUCUAGACUUGCCCAUGCCAACAUGCUUCCGAUCCCGCAGCCACAGCUACCUGAGAGCCAUCCAGGCUGGCUGUUCCCAAGAUGAUGACACAGCAUCCAUAGACUCAGGCUGCUCACCGCCUCCAAUUGACACCACUGUUCGCACCUAUAGCACCAACACUGUUUCUUCAUGCAUAACCACCUGUAAGAAGGCUGCUCCUCCACCAGUGCCGCCCCGUACAACCUCCAAGCCCUACAUCUCUGUGACAGUACAGAGCAGCACAGAGUCUGCCCAAGACAACUACCUAGACCAGCAGGACCGGAGGUCAGAGGUCAACAGCCAGUCAAGCCACGCUCACAGCAACUCCUCCGACAGCCUUGACAGCACCCGUGCCAACAGCCUGGCACGGGGUAUUCCCCGCCCUCCACACAUCAUCCCCACUCCCAUCGCUAUCCCCAGAGAGCCAAUCGCGCCCACCACCACUAAUGCUUCCACUGAGACAAGUGACUCAGUAGUCCAGCAUGAAUCACUGAAAUCAGGAUUAAACAAAGGAAAUCUAGUGGCAGAGGAGCCCCUAGUGGCGCCAGUACCCAGGCGGAAACUCUCCUCCAUUGGCAUACAGGUCGACUGUAUUCAGGAAGUUCCACGAGAAGAGACCCCGCCAUUGGCCAAAUUUCAGUCAAUCGGAGUACAGGUGGAGGACGGGUGGCAGCUCAGUCGCUCCAGUAGCAUGGCCUCAAAACAAGAAACCGACUCAGACACACAAGACAUCCCCGUCACCUCCCAUAUCAAUAACGCCAAACACUUUGAGAAGAAAGUCAUGGUCAAUAGUGCCAGCCAAUCCAUGAGCUCCCCUCCUGGACAAGAAUAUUUAGACAACGGAGACACUACUGGUGUCAACUCUUCACCUCCACCGACCAGGCAGAUCCUCAACCGCUCCACCACACGAAGUAGCUCUUCCUCCUUCUCAGAAAGUCUGGACCCAGCGCUGGACCCCUCGUCCCUACCGCCUCCAGACCCUUGGCUGGAGAGUGGCAAUGGGAGUAACAGCAAUUGUCCCCAAAGCGGAGGAGCGGGAACACUGUGCCGGAGAGACGGCCACUGGUUCCUAAAGCUGCUGCAGGCCGAGACGGGACGCAUGGAAGGCUGGUGCCAGCAGAUGGAGCAGGAGACCAAAGACAACCAGCUCUCAGAGGAGGUGCUGGGGAAGGUUCGCAGUGCAGUAGGAUGUGCCCAGCUCCUUAUGUCCCAGAAGUUCCAACAGUUUCGGGGACUGUGUGAACAAAACUUGAAUGUGAAUGCCAACCCACGGGCCACAGCCCAGGACCUGGCAGGUUUCUGGGACCUGCUGCAGCUCUCCAUUGAGGACAUCAGCCUCAAGUUCGAUGAGCUCUACCAUCUCAAGUCCAAUGACUGGCAGCCAAUGCCGUCUGCGGCUGCCCAGUCGCCCCCUGAGCGGAAGGACGGGGAGAAGGAGGCCGCUCCAGCGUCAAAGAAGCCCGGUAAGGGACGACCGUCGCUGGGCCGUGAGAAGAGUGCAGACUCCUCAUCCACCUCUUCUUCGGCCUCAGCAGAGAAGCAGAGACACGAGGCACGCAAGCGUCUACUGGCUGCUAAAAAGGCUGCCUCGUUUCGCCAGAACUCCGCCACAGAGAGCGCGGACAGCAUCGAAAUCUAUGUCCCAGAGGCCCAGACUCGCCUCUGAGAGAGACACUGAGAGGGAAGGAAAUAGGAUCGGAUCAAAGGACAGAUAGGUGUCACUUAAAUACCUGGGGGGAGGGGGAAAGAGAGGAAAACUUUUGCAAUACAAAUGAGCUGAGUAAAGAUGGAUGGAUGGGGGAGGAGACAUCAAAUUCCCAGAGAUUGGGGUGGGAGUAGAUUUGGGCAUUUUUCACACACUCAUACAGUUAUAGGCUGGUCCUGGUGGCAUCAGACACUUAUUUAACAAAACAGAAAAUGAAAAAUUGACCUUUUGUAGACUCAACAGACUAUGAAGCAGGAGACUCCUCAUUUGAGGCUGCCAUUGAAAACCUCAGCUGAUAAACUUUGUCAUUUCUUGUUAUUACUCCUGAUAUCAUAAAAUUGCUAUUUAAAGUAUUGUUAUUAUGACAAUUAUAUCCUAAAGUAUCUAUACAAAGACUGUUUUAAACGUUCCUCUAUCUUGGCUAUAAGAUCUAUUAAGUGGACAGAAGGCAAACAUUAAUGCUCUUCUGUCUCCCAUCGUCGUCCUCUCUUCCCAGAUCAUUGGCCAUCUUGUAGCUUUGCACAACACCGCCUUGUGGCCACAAGCACUGCACUCACACACUACAAACUCACACCUAUGUACGUCUUCCUUGUAUUUAUUUGUUUACUCAUCCUUUGUUUUGUAUAAAAAUCCAUUUAGAUCUAGUUAUUAUGAAUAUUUUUGGAAUGAUGAAAUUGAAAGUCAGAUUUGAAGGGGUAUUUAUAUAGUUCCUAACAAUUGUGUGUCCUACAAAAUGUUCUUGUGUCAAAGAUUUUAAACACUGGUGAGAAUCUUUAAAGUUUAGUUUCUUAAUUAUUUUUAAUGAGAAUGGAUCAUAAUAAUGAUGACAGCAUGAAGAUCUCUCUUUCAGUCAGAACAUCAGUGGCCACAAUAUUACUGAAUAUAAUUUUCUUUGGGAGGAAAAACUCAACUCUUUUUAAAUCUCUUGCUUCUCCCUGUCCCAUUAACUUUGCUUUUCAUGUUUGUGCUCUAACUGCAGAUGCGUGGAUAUUUCAGUCAGGAUUUUUGUUCCAUCUGUUUAAUGCUUCUUUAAGUGCUUUUAUUAACCUCACUUAGCAUUCAACUCAUACAUCUCGAAUGAAUCUAGGGCUUUUAUUGAAGUAGCUCAGCAGCAAGCUGGAUAAUAUUGCGUUAUUGUUUGUGGAGACACACAUUAGGACAUGUCUUGCUGUCGUUUUAUACUAUGUUUCUGUAAUUAUUUUUGAUUUAUUUUGCCUUCCAUCACUCAACAAAGUCAAUCUUAGUUCUUUGAAACCAUUAUUGUUUCCCCUCAUUGAAGUACCUGCACUUUUUUAUUCAAAGAAAAGAUAUUUAAUUAAAUCAUUAAAUACAUUAGUCAAUGUGUUUUCAUCAUUUAUUAAAUUCUACUUGCUUUUGUUUUUGUUUUUUUAUGGAAGACUGAAUAAGCCAAAGAUGGAUUCACCGUUUCAAAUUCAUCUGACAAAUUUAAAUGUCAGCAGCAGGGAGCUCAACAGUAACAGCGCUUACUGUGAAAAUAGAGUGGAGUGUAGCCACAGCACCGCAUGUAUCACAGGUUUAAUGUUUGGAUAGGCACAUGCCCAGAAGCUUAACCAGAACUGCCCGUCAUUACAACGUAAUAUUGCUUAGGAGCUUCACGACCUGGACCUUUCCCCUUCUCAGCCAGGGAACUGACAUCGUGAAAUGUUUAAUUUCUUACCUCUAGAGGGCAACAGUGGUUAAUUUUCAAUCCAAGAUACAGUACAUUGUAGUAUGCUGUAUGCAUGCAAAGCAAGAGGCAUUCACAUUAUAAGACAAUGUUCAGUCUUGCCCUGUUUUGCAUUAAGAGGAUCCAUUGUGGGGAUUACACAUAUUUGCAGACUCCUCUGUUGUUUGAAGCCAGUUCCCAAAACAAAGAGGCCUCUUGGUUUAUGAGUCAUUCACGUAGACACACUUUAGAAUUUCACUCUAGAAGUACACAUGCAACCACAAAGCCAACCCUGACAUGCUUACAUCAACCACAGUUGCUUGCCUUGGUUUCUUCCGAAUGCUAAGCAAAUCUAACUUCCCUUUCCUAAUUAGUUAUGUAAACUAUUACAAGAGCAUUGCUUUGGCUGCUGCAAUGCCUCUUUCACGCCUACUGUGACCCAAAAAUGCAGCCUAAGGCUUUGAAUUAGAAUAGCCUGAUGACCACCAUUCUCUCUCUAUCUUGACAAGAGCUUUCUCUUGAUGGCGGGCCUUUUGUUUGCCUGUUGUGUUUGCUGGCUGGGGAUGACUCUCAGCUUUGAAAAUGGCUCAGGGGUGUCAAUAGUCGGUUCCCUGGUGGCUGUCAUUGCCCCUCACCCCCCCUGUUUUUAGUGGGGUGGAUAGCAUCGUUAACACCUGAAGGCCUUUUGUGUGACUUGAACUCAGUCGUUGGCUUGAUUUGAUUUCUGACUGCCAGGAAAAAGUUGUGUCUGACAAGUUGUUUUAAGGUGUCUACCAGUUUUCAGACAGAUUGUUAUUGACACAUUUUGUAUUAUCUUUGUCAUGGAAGAGAAUGAACACGUCUCAAGAGGAAGAUUUUUGUGUAAACAGCGUAGCUUGAAGGCGAUAUAUUGCAACAAUUAGAUUUAAAUCUCUUUCCCAUAUGCAACCACUGCCAGAAUAUUUUUAACAUUUAAAACACUUCCAUAACAUAUCAUUUCCUUUUUUUCUUUUUUUUCAUUUGACACGUUUAGGCCCGAACCCUGCUGUCACCCUUCCUCACACAAAAAAAAAAAACACAUCAAACACAAUGUGGCAUCUCAAGUAUGCUGAGGGAAGGAGGGCAUGAACACAGAGAAAGUUGUUCUAUGAUCUAACCUUCACAAACUGAAAGGCAAUGCUUUUCCAGCCCGCUUAAACUUGGAUGUGUAAAAUGCCAAGAGAUGUCAGUGACCUACUUAAAGAGAGCUCAUCUCAUACAUUUAAACAAGGCUUGCCUCCAAUACACAGAUAUCACUUGGGCACACCUAGAUCUAUUUCCUGGGUAGGGUUAUCCAUGAUCCAAACAGCUGCACUGUGGGGGGGGGGGGUUCGUUGUUGUAAAACCAUUGAUUAGAGGGUGAUAAUGGCCCCCCAUAUAGGUUUGAAGGAUUUCGCCCAAGUCAGAACUGUCAUUCUAUCAGCAUUUGCUUAAGCAGCGGUCUGUUUUGGUCAAGCUUAUAUUCAGCUGCACUCUUUAGUGUGCCUCCUUCAACCACAAUAGUGAAGUUGGUAGAAUAUCUUAUCCAUAAAUGCGGAGAAAAAAAAUUUAAUGUUAAGCAAGAAAAAAAUAAAUCAUUAUUUACAAUGUGGCUAUGGGCCAAAUUGUACUAUAUGUUCUGUGAUACUAAUGUACCUUUUCGGUUUUUACUUUCUUCCUCUAAAAAUGGGUUUUACAUCACACAUAUAUAUACAGUUUAGCUACCCUUUAAGAUUGUUUUAUGUAUUUUUCUGCAUUCUAGGACUGAGGGGAAAAAGAUUUGGUUCUUUCAAAUUAUAAAUUAAAAAUAAUAAUCUUGCAUUUCUCCUGCUGUUGUUUUUCUGUAAAUAGACCAGACUGAAAAUCUUCAUCUUUUACAAUGCUGUAGAUCUAUUUAUACUAUUUCAAGGUUGUUCAAAUGUAUAAUAGAGAGAUGUAACAUUCAAUAAAAUGCACACAAUACUUUCUCAAAAAGUU
Molecule: messenger RNA, 7773 nt
Organism: Perca fluviatilis (European perch)
Lineage: Eukaryota; Metazoa; Chordata; Actinopteri; Perciformes; Percidae
Gene: dlgap4b
Product: discs, large (Drosophila) homolog-associated protein 4b
Exons: 15
Coding region: 633-4094 (1153 amino acids)
Biological process (GO): signaling
Cellular component (GO): glutamatergic synapse; postsynaptic specialization
Molecular function (GO): molecular adaptor activity
Source: RefSeq, a predicted model, not a curated record